Molecule: messenger RNA, 2743 nt
Organism: Anneissia japonica
Lineage: Eukaryota; Metazoa; Echinodermata; Crinoidea; Comatulida; Comatulidae
Product: serine/threonine-protein phosphatase 2A 56 kDa regulatory subunit gamma isoform-like
Exons: 16
Coding region: 324-2042 (572 amino acids)
Biological process (GO): protein dephosphorylation; signal transduction
Cellular component (GO): cytosol; nucleus; protein phosphatase type 2A complex
Molecular function (GO): protein phosphatase activator activity
Source: RefSeq, a predicted model, not a curated record
GGAAACAGUGGAUCUCUACACAGGAUGUUCUUUCACUACCACUAUUUAAUAUAAAUAAAAACAAGAUAUAUCCAUUAAAUUUAAGAUAUAUUCGUUUGGUCAGUAAUAAUACUAUCAACAGAGAUACAAAAAUGAACGAUUUCAAAUAAAUCAUAGCGACUUUUUAGAGUUUUUAGGGCAUAGUCAAUGCCAUGCAAAGACUCUUUCUGUAUCACAUGACUGUUAUUGACCAAUCAUAAAGCUUGUUGUUUAUGGGAACGGUGUAGGCUUUCAUGGCCAGGGAAAUAAACGUGAAAACAUAGCAGUGGAAUUUUGGCCCAGAUAUGCCUAACAAAACCAAGAAAGACAAGGGCUCAUCAAAAACUGCCAGUGGUGGCAAGAAUAGUGGAAAAGAUGCUCCAGAAAAUUCCGAUGACUCAAAAGGCGCCCACCCUCCGCCUCCAGCACAGUUAAACAAAUUCAAGGGAGGGCCGCUCGUGAAGAAGGAAAAACGUCAGAAUUCAUCACGAUUCAACAUUUCAUCUAAUAGAGAGUUGACCAAGUUACCUUUAUUAAAAGAUACCUCACCAGCCGAUAGAGAAGACUUGUUCAUCCAAAAGCUGCGACAAUGCGGAGUUUUAUUCGACUUCAUCUCGGAUCCACUGAGUGACCUGAAAUGGAAGGAAAUCAAGAGGGCGUCGCUGAAUGAACUGGUUGAGUAUGUGACGCAUCAACGCGGCGUCAUAUCGGAAGCUAUUUAUCCGGAAGCUGUUCACAUGUUUGCAGUGAAUAUGUUUCGUACUCUCCCACCUCCCUCGAAUCCAUCUGGCGCCGAAUUUGACCCGGAAGAAGAUGAACCAACGUUAGAAGCUGCUUGGCCACACCUACAGCUGGUGUAUGAAUACUUUUUGCGGUUCCUUGAAUCACCCGACUUUCAACCAAGUAUAGCCAAGAAGUACAUUGAUCAAAAGUUUGUUCAAAAUUUACUAGAUUUGUUCGACAGUGAGGAUCCACGUGAAAGAGACUUUCUCAAGACUACUUUGCACCGUAUCUAUGGAAAAUUCUUAGGUCUCAGGGCUUAUAUAAGAAAGCAUAUCAAUAACAUAUUUUAUAAAUUUGUGUAUGAAACGGAGCAUCAUAAUGGAAUAGCAGAAUUAUUAGAGAUUCUUGGAAGUAUCAUAAAUGGGUUUGCCCUUCCGUUGAAAGAGGAACACAAGCAUUUCCUGUUACGAGUAUUAAUCCCGCUGCACAAGAGCAAGUCCCUUAGUGUUUACCACCCCCAGCUAGCCUACUGUGUUGUCCAGUUUUUAGAGAAAGAUCCCAUGCUUACUGAAAAGGUUAUACGGGGAUUGUUGAAGUUCUGGCCCAAAGUUCAUAGUCCAAAGGAGGUAAUGUUUCUGAAUGAAUUGGAGGAGAUCUUGGAUGUUAUAGAACCUACGGAGUUUGUCAAGAUCCAGGAACCUUUAUUUCAGCAACUAGCAAAAUGCGUGUCUAGCCCUCAUUUCCAGGUAGCAGAGAGGGCGCUCUACUAUUGGAACAAUGAAUACAUAAUGAGUUUGAUUAGUGAUAAUGCUACAGUGAUAUUGCCCAUCAUGUUUCCAUCUCUCUACCGGAAUUCAAAAGCUCACUGGAAUAAGACGAUACAUGGUCUGAUUUACAACGCCCUCAAACUUUUCAUGGAGAUGAACCAAAAGCUGUUUGAUGAGUGUACCCAAGUUUACAAGCAGGAACGACAAAAGGAGAAAGAAGCUAUGAAACAAAGGGAAGAUGCCUGGUUGGAAAUUGAGGUCAAGGCUAAGAAUAAUCCUUUAUAUGAUAAUUUCCACAAGAGUCUGAACUCCAACUCAGGAGCUAGUAGUACCUUGAUGGAAGUUGAAGAUGAUGAAGAUGUUGUUUUAAAGAAAGGAGAUGUAGAUAAACAGGCUCAAAUUGGCACUAAGAGAAAAGAAACCAAACCAUUAUUGAGGAGAAAGUCGGGACUCCCUCAAGAUAUAUCUACUGUGCGCGCUAUAAACGACCACCAACGUCCCGACGAGUACCUAUCCACGUCAUCAGAAUCCUAAAACAACCGGUACGCGUGUAUCGGUCACAAGAAUGUGUGUUGAUUAUGAGGCGUAUUUGCCAAAGGGGUAAAUGAAAUAUGACAAAUGGAGUGCGACCUUCAUUUCCCCAAGAGAUCGGGUCCAAAAUUUAUCGGAAUAAAAAUCAAAUAGAUUGUUGGGGUAUUUGUUUUGAUUAUUUUGACUAUUUGUUGUAGUAGUCGACAGUUGUGUGACAUCCAAGGGAAGGGGACGGAUCUGUUCAAAAUGAAUGUACUAUACAACUAUGCUGUUUGUAUAUUAUAGGCGACAAUUGUAUCUCUUCUUUUGAUUCUUCUGUUUAAUGUUUAUUUUUUGUUGAUUUGUAUGUUUAUCCUGAUUUGUUUUUAACUCAUCAAGUUAUCAGACAUUUUGAUAUUUCCUUUAUUUGAUGAAUUAAAAAAAAAAGAAAGAUUUCUAUGGUAAUGUGCUUUAAUUACAUCUUUUCAUAUAAUUUAUAUAAGUAAUUAAAACAAGAUUAAUGGGCCUUGGGAAACAUAUUUGAGUGAUUUGUAAUGCUUUGAUACCAUUCACUGUACUAUCUUUAAAUAAUCCUUAAUAAAAUAAUAAGCCCAAGCUCUAGAGUAUAUUAAAACUGGAUUUUGGGUGGUAUAAAUUAUAGAUGCUUCAUGUAAAAAAAAAAUCCUUUAAGAGUGUUAAUAAAGUUUAAAAAAAGAGUUUUUAAA